GUUUCAAAGCGCACUCAAAAACAGCAGUUGCAGCAUCUCCUCCUUCUCACAUGGUCAAGACGCCGCCAUUAUCUUCUUGCCUACCGAUUGCUUCCAUUACCAGGAGAUUCUUCUCCUGCAAAAUGAGCGCGGCGAGUUCUCCGGUAAUCCCCAAAUUCGUCUCCGUUGAAGGCGCCGAUAUUCACUCUAGAUGCAAGCCCGAUGGCAUCAGAUUCAGGCUUGCCUCGUAUAACAUUUUGGCUCAGAUUUAUGUGAAGAGUUCUUAUUUUCCGCAUUCUCCAUCUCCAUGCCUCAGAUGGAAGGCUCGUUCCGAGGCAAUAUUAACCGUUCUUAAAAAUCUUGGUGUUGACUUCCUUUGCCUUCAGGAAGUAGAUGAGUAUGAUUCGUUUUACAAAAGAAAUAUGGAAGGCCUUGGAUAUUCUAGUAUUUAUAUUCAGAGAAGUGGGAAGAAGCGUGACGGAUGUGGAAUUUUUUAUAAGCAUGAGCGUGCAGAGUUGCUUUUAGAGGAAACAAUAGAAUACAAUGAUCUUGUAGACUUAGCAGUACAAGAUGAAACAUCCUUAUCUGGCAACAGGCAGAUUGAGACGCUCCCUAGUGGAAAUAAUGUUGCUGAUCAAAAGAAUGCAGAAAACACUCCAGAGGAUUGUGGAGAUCCUAAUGAUCCUCGAGUAAGAUUGAAACGAGAUUGUGUGGGAAUUAUGGCUGCCUUUCGACUCAAGGACCCUUUUGAUCACAUUGUUAUUGUGGCAAACACGCAUAUUUAUUGGGAUCCAGAAUGGAUUGAUGUUAAGCUUGCUCAAGCCAAAUAUCUUUUGUCUCGCCUAGCUCAAUUCAAAAGUUUGGUAACAGAUAGAUUUGAUUACACACCAUCAGUAAUUUUGGCUGGUGACUUCAAUUCAACUCCGGGGGAUAAGGUUUACCAGUACCUUAUAUCUGGUAACUCUUCAGUGCCUCUGGUGGAGUGUAUGGAAGAACUUCCUAUUCCCUUAAGCAGUGUCUAUGCUUUCACAAGAGGAGAGCCGACUUUUACAAACUGCACACCUGACUUCACAAAUACUUUAGACUAUAUCUUCUUUUCACCCUCAGACUUCAUGAAACCAGUUUCUAUCCUUGAACUCCCAGAGUUGGACGCACCUGAUGUUGUUGGUGGAUUACCAAACUACAGCCACCCAAGUGAUCAUCUACCAAUAGGUGCUGAAUUUGAAAUAACAAGGUGAUAAAGUCACAAAGGGGGCAAAAGCUAGGAAGGCCGAGAAAUUGUAUGGAAACUUUCUUGGCUGGUUGACAGGUGGGAUUUUGAUGCUUAACUUUGCUUUAUAAUCUUUUAAUUUUUUCUCAACUGAAACAAUUUAAUUUUUAAAAAUGUAAUAAACUGACAUUUAGUUGAAAUAUUUGGAACUGAUUAGCCAGUUUAUAUGAAGUAAAUUUGGGGUAAAUUG
Molecule: messenger RNA, 1439 nt
Organism: Rubroshorea leprosula
Lineage: Eukaryota; Viridiplantae; Streptophyta; Magnoliopsida; Malvales; Dipterocarpaceae
Source: the annotation of a GenBank genome assembly